AAAAUAAUGAACAUGUAGUUUUACGUUCUAGUAUUACUUGAAAGAAAAUAAAAAAUAAAUAACGAUACCAUUUUGUCUGGUUAUACUACAUCAGGUGAGAUGUAUUCUGACUCGAUCAAUUCGAGGCCAUCAUCUUGAUUUCAUGUUGAGGUGCUAUCUAGGUGUUUGUUAAAAGUCCCAAGUGAAAAUUUCAGUUAUUUCAACCAAUUACCGUUACCCAACUUGAACCAUGGACUGGAGACGACGACUCGCCAAUCUAAGCAGAGGAGUGAGUUGGAUCGUGGCAAUAGGAUCCCUCUUAGUUGUUUCCAGCAAUCUACAACUUUGGUACUCCGAUGGGCGUCUAAUCAUCGAUUUCUUAGCUGAACGAUUAGGUUUACCAUACUUAAGUGCAUAUUUGGACUCCAUCGGAACAAAUUUUAAACACGGGGCUAAUUUUGCUGCGAGUGGGUGCACCAUUCAGCCUGCGGAUGCUCUCAUGCUGAACCGGACUUUUAACCCUCUCACUCUUAAUGUACAACUUUCACAGUUUGAACAAUUCAAAGAUAGAUCUACCGAUUUGUAUCGUGAAGGGUCUGACAGUAAAGAUGGUUUUCCACGGCCCGAGGAUUAUAAGCGAGCCCUUUACACAUUUGACAUAGGACAAAAUGAUCUUCAUGCUGGGAUUACAUCAAUGAAGGAAGAGCAAGUGAAGACAUAUAUCCCUACCAUAAUCAAUGAGUUUGCUUCGGUCAUAGAGAAACUUUAUCAACAAGGAGCAAGAACAUUUUGGAUUCACAAUACGGGUCCAAUCGGAUGCCUACCGUUUUUUGUGAAAAACUAUCCACCAACUCCCGAAAACACGGACCAAAUCGGAUGUGUAAGGUCAUACAAUAAUGUAGCACAAGAAUUCAACAAAAAUCUCAAAGAUAAAGUUUCACAACUCCAAAAACAACUUCAAGAAACAUCGUUCGUGUAUGUUGACAUGUAUUCGGUCAAAUACUCUCUCAUAAGUCAUGCAAAGAAACAUGGCUUUACGGAUCCUCUAGGGCAAUGCAUAGGGCAAGAUGGGGAUUUUAGUAGAGGUUGUGCGAACCCGUUAGAAUAUAUUAGUUGGGAUGGAGUACAUUAUACAGAAGCAGCUAAUAAAUGGAUUGCUAAUCGUCUUCAAGAUGGCUCCUUUUGUGCUCCAAAGCUUCCCCUCAUGAAAGCAUGUGAAGCCUUUUUGGGGUCCUAAUACUCAUUGUCUUUGAUUCUUUGGCCAUGGGAUUUUAGAUUUAGUGAUUUUGUAUAUUGAACUAUAAUAGAAGACUUUUUUUUGAAAAAAUAAAAUAAAUAGAAAUGUUAACGACUCUGCUGGGGAUCGAACCCAGAAUCUCUGGUUCC
Messenger RNA from Lactuca saligna, 1365 nucleotides. The record is from the annotation of a GenBank genome assembly. Lineage: Eukaryota; Viridiplantae; Streptophyta; Magnoliopsida; Asterales; Asteraceae.